Bacidia gigantensis is the source of this 753-nucleotide messenger RNA. RefSeq lists its product as uncharacterized. Gene Ontology annotation, biological process: regulation of DNA-templated transcription. The transcript is spliced from 2 exons. Gene Ontology annotation, molecular function: DNA binding. NCBI's taxonomy places the organism in Eukaryota, Fungi, Ascomycota, Lecanoromycetes, Lecanorales, Ramalinaceae. The record is from RefSeq and is a predicted model, not a curated record. Bases 1 to 753 code for a protein of 250 amino acids.
AUGGCAAGCGACGAGCCUGAAAUUGGCGAUAAAGCCACCUGGAAUUGGAACGGCGCCACCCCCGGUGGUGAGGUCUCAGAAAAGAAGACUGAAGGCGAAGCCGCCGUCACAUCCAAACGAGGCAAUACAAUCAAAAAAGCUGCGAAGCCCGACGACCCUGCCAUCGCGCUCUCCCGCUCCGGCAACGAUGUCGUGAAGAAUCAAUCCGAACUCCAAGUCGAAGAGAAACAUCCAGACAACAAGAACGGAGGUGGUGCUGACACGGCGCCGGGCGGGGAAGAUGGCCCUGACAAAGACGGUGUUGAGCGCCCGGAUCGUAACGACGACGUGAUGGAGACUGACGAGGAAGAGGCGAAAGAGGCCGAGAAAGAGAAGAAGACACCCAAAUCUAAGACACCAAAGGGCAAGGCAGCAAAGGCCUCGACUGCGAGUGCGAGCAAGAAGGGCAAGGCUGACGACGCCGCUGAAGCGCCCAAAGACAAGAAAGCUAAGACUCCUGCAAAGAUCGCUAAGAAAGAAGAACCUGCUCCAGCAACGAAUGGAGUGAAGAAGGGUCGUGGACGGCCAAAGGGCGCUGCGAAGCCCAAAGCCAAACCGGUGCCGACCGCGGCUGGGGAGAGGAAGCCUAGAGGACGGCCAAAGAGUCAGGCUGCCCCAGCGGAGAAGGUGCAGAGUGGACGAGUGGAGAAGAAGGGGAGUGGGAAGAAGGCAGCGAUUGGUGGAGCGAAGAGAGGUAGGAAGCCAAAAGCUUAG